This is a messenger RNA of Populus euphratica (Euphrates poplar), 2420 nucleotides long. RefSeq names its product galactoside 2-alpha-L-fucosyltransferase-like. Gene Ontology annotation, biological process: cell wall biogenesis; xyloglucan biosynthetic process. Gene Ontology annotation, molecular function: galactoside 2-alpha-L-fucosyltransferase activity. The record is from RefSeq and is a predicted model, not a curated record. Gene Ontology annotation, cellular component: membrane; Golgi apparatus. Bases 197 to 2281 code for a protein of 694 amino acids. The transcript has 2 exons. NCBI's taxonomy places the organism in Eukaryota, Viridiplantae, Streptophyta, Magnoliopsida, Malpighiales, Salicaceae.
AAGAAAGAAUUAUAUCAAGGGACCCAUGUUCUUGUUCCUGUACUAACUCUUAGGAAGUUUGAUUUUUGAGCCUCCUUAUUUACAGUUCUUGUCAAGAACAGCUAAUUUUCCAACAUCAAUCCUCAAGCAUUUAAACGUUUUAAAUACGCCUUCUGCAUGCAGGUGGGGAUUACAAGUGAAGCUCAGACAGGAAAUCAUGGAAAUCUUUGAAGUAGUGAAGAAUAAAUUGGGGUUUGAUUCCAAGAGAUACUCAACAUUAUUACUUGUGUGUGCCAUUGCUUUGCCUGUGUCUUUCAUGAUAUUGAUUAUGUAUCAGAACCCAUCAUUUGAUCUAACUGGAGGAUUAGCCAAGGCUGAGAAAUCUGGAAAUGUCCCAAUAAUCAAUGUUGAUUUUAAAAAUGAUUCUUCACCACCAGCCUUCAUCCCUGACGGAAGACUGCGUAAUAGGCAUUUGCCUCCUGGAUUUGGCAAUGGAACUAGUUCAAAAAACAAUUCCUUGCCGCAUGCCAACGAGACUGAUGAGAAGCAGCUUAACAGAACUUUGGCUCCAGGAUUUCGGAAAGAAUCAGGCUCGAGAAAUGAUUCCUUCGGCAAUGGAACUAGUUCAAAAAAUAAUUCCUUGCCGCAUACCAGCGGGCCUGAUGAGAAGCAGCUUAACAGAACUUUGGCUCCAGGAUUUCGGAAAGAAUCAAGCUCAAGAAAAGAUUCCUUUGGAAAUGACGCAAGUUCAAAAAAUAAUUCCUUGCCGAAUGCCGGCAGGCCUGACGAGAAGCAGGAUAAUGGAACUUCGGCACCUGAAUUUCUGAAAGAAUCAGAUUCAAGAAACGAAUCCUCUCAGAGUACCAGAAUGCCUGAUGAUAAAUUGCUUGAUGGACUUCUGGCUCCUGGAUUUGAUGAAAGGUCUUGCUUAAGUAGGUACCGGUCUUCCCUAUUUCGCAAAACUUCACCCCAUAAGCCCUCUUCCUAUCUACUUUCAAAACUACGUAGGUACGAAGAUCUCCAUAAACGUUGUGGACCUCACACCAAACCCUAUAACAAAGCCUUUAAGCGACUCAAAUCCAGCCAUGGCAGUAGUGGAGGAUGUAACUACCUCGUAUGGAUACCUGUUAAUGGUCUGGGAAACAGGAUGAUAAGCUUGGCUUCCACAUUUCUUUAUGCCCUCCUCACAGAUCGAGUCCUACUCGUUGAACUUGGAAAUGACAUGUCUGAUCUAUUUUGCGAGCCAUUUCCAAAUUCAUCAUGGAUGCUGCCCAAGAACUUCAUCCUUGAGGUUGAGUUUCGCAGUCCUGACAAGAGACAUGCUCUUGGCUACGGAAACCAGUUAAAGAAUGGCAUUAUAAACGAGUCGAUGGAAUCGCUGCCGUCUUAUACAUUCCUGAAUCUAGAUCAUUCUCAUUAUGAUCUGGAUAGACUGAGUUUUUAUUGCGAUCAAAAUCCAACUCUUCUCCGAAAGAUACCUUGGUUGUUUCUGUUAUCAGAUCAAUAUUUUGCCCCCUCUUUCUUCUUGACGCCAACUUUCAAUAAAGAAGUACAGAGAAUGUUCCCUGAGAAAGAAACUGUUUUCCAUCACUUGGGCCGCUAUCUUUUCCAUCCUUCAAAUGAGGCAUGGGGGCUAAUCAUCAGGUUCUAUCAGGCAUACCUUGCCAAAGCAGAUGAGAGGAUUGGCCUCCAAAUUAGAGUAUUCAACACCAAAACAACUACAGCUCAAACUGUUCUUGAUGAAUUGUUAAAAUGCACACAGAAGGAAAAAUUGUUGCCACAAGUUGAUCCACAAAGUCCUGGAGAUACUCCAUCCAAAAACCCAAGAUCGAAAGCUAUUCUAGUAACAUCUCUAUAUACCGAGUUCUACGAAAACAUCAGUAACACAUACUGGGCUAAACCAACUGUGACAGGUGAAGUCAUAGGGGUUUACCAGCCAAGCCACGAAGAAAUUCAACACUUUGGGGAUAAUAUGCACAACAUGAAGGCAUGGGCUGAAAUGUAUCUGCUAAGUUUGAGUGACGUGCUGGUGACAAGUGCGUGGUCUACUUUUGGAUAUGUGGCCCAAGGUCUAGGGGGUCUGAAACCAUGGGUCCUGUACAAGAUAGAGCAAGGAAACAUCCGAAAUCCUUCUUGUGUAAGAGACUUAUCCAUGGAGCCUUGUUUUCAUUUCCCUCCAACUUACGACUGCAGAACAAAGACCAAGAUGAACGCCGGUUCUUUGUUUCCUUAUUUGAAAUAUUGCGAGGAUCUGGAUUGGGGAGUCAAGCUAGUUGGUGAUCAUCAGGAGUUGCAGCUAUAGUCUAUACAGCGGCCUGAGUAAAUGAUUUGAUCAUCACACUGGUCUCCAACUGUGUUAUACUGUACCUUUUCACAUUCAAUGUCUGUAAUGAAUUAUAUGUAGUUCCAUGACUUACACUUACUAGAAUUUUUGUUAUUCU